AUGAGUGCCGAAGAAGGGAGAGGGACGGCUCUACCUGGGCUCUCCGUGGAGUCCCUCCGCCUAGAGGACAGGACCCCAUCACCCCCGGCAGACGACGGCUGGGACACGGACCUGGAAGCAGACGAAGAGGCGGAGAGCAACCCCCAUCUGUCCCAGACUGAGCUGUACCUGCAGGCCUGCCGGGCGCUGGGUGUGGUCCCUGUCAGUUACUACCUGCGACAUCUGGGCGCCAGCACCCUGAACCUCAACCACCAUGGCCUGGGGCCUCUGGGGGCCAAGGCGCUGGCCACAGCCCUUGCGACGGAUGUGCGCAUCGCAGCACUGGAGCUGGAGGACAAUUUUUUGCUGUCUGAAGGGACCCGGUACAUAGUGGAAAUGCUCAAGUCAAAUUCCAGCAUUCAGCAUCUGAACCUCUCCAGCAACCACCUGCGCGCUGCAGGCGCCGAGUGCGUCGCCAAAAUGUUGCCGGACAACGUCUCGCUGCGGUCCAUCAGACUUUCAGGCAACGGGUUCGUAGAUGAAGAUGCUAGAUGCUUUGCUGAUGCCUUCUCGAACAACCACAGGGUGAAGGAGCUGGACCUGAGCCACAACAGGUUCUGUGGACGAGGGGGAGAGUAUCUGAGCCAGAUGUUAGCAAACAAUGAGGGUCUGGAGACUGUGGACCUGAGCUGGAAUCACCUCCGAAUGAAAGGGGCUGUCGCACUGUCUGCGGGACUCAAGGUGAACAUUACAUUGAAACACCUGGACCUGUCAUGGAACGGCUUUGGGAACGAGGGCGCCCUGGCCCUGGGGGAAGCUCUCAAGUACAACGACACCUUGGUGCACCUGGACCUUAGCCACAACCGCGUCACCAACGAGGGGGCGCGCACAUUGUGCCGGGGCCUGGAGAUCAACGACACGCUGCGGGUGCUGCGGCUCGCCUACAACUCGCUGACGGUGGAGGGAGCGCUGGUUCUACUCAGCACCGUGAAGAACAGCUCCAGAUGCGCUCUGGAGGAAAUCAACAUCUCAAAUGUGCUGGUGGACGAGAACUUUGUGCAGCUGCUCGAGGUCACCUGCCAGGAGCAUCCGGGCUUAGAGGUGCGCUACGGGGGUGUUGGGGGCUUCAUCGCCAAGAAACCCCCCAAACGUCCUGACCCCAUGAAGGUCAUCCAGGAUUACCUAGAUGAGCGCAAGCUUCGCCUGUGGGACUUUUUCCGGAACAUCGACAAGGACGGCACCAUGCGCGUCCCGGUCUCGGACUUCCGUAAGGCCGUGCAGCAAUCCAGCAUACCCCUGGACCGAUAUCAGAUCGAGGAACUCAUACAGAAACUGGACAAAGAACGGACAGGAAGCGUGGACUACAGGUGA
Molecule: messenger RNA, 1350 nt
Organism: Scleropages formosus (Asian bonytongue)
Lineage: Eukaryota; Metazoa; Chordata; Actinopteri; Osteoglossiformes; Osteoglossidae
Gene: lrrc74a
Product: leucine rich repeat containing 74A
Exons: 12
Coding region: 1-1350 (449 amino acids)
Molecular function (GO): protein binding; calcium ion binding
Source: RefSeq, a predicted model, not a curated record